Messenger RNA from Dermatophagoides pteronyssinus (European house dust mite), 1062 nucleotides. RefSeq names its product tRNA splicing endonuclease subunit 34 (gene Tsen34). Gene Ontology annotation, biological process: tRNA-type intron splice site recognition and cleavage; tRNA splicing, via endonucleolytic cleavage and ligation. NCBI's taxonomy places the organism in Eukaryota, Metazoa, Arthropoda, Arachnida, Sarcoptiformes, Pyroglyphidae. Gene Ontology annotation, cellular component: tRNA-intron endonuclease complex. Gene Ontology annotation, molecular function: nucleic acid binding; tRNA-intron lyase activity. The record is from RefSeq and is a predicted model, not a curated record.
AAAUCAUAUUCUUUCAUUCUGCAAUUCAAUUGUUUUUGUAAACUUUAUAGUUUUAGUUUCUUCAUAAAUAAAUUUUUUUUUUCUUGUACAAAAUGAUCAAAAUUAAAUUCUCACAUGGUCUUUAUAUGGUUUGGAAUGCAAAUGAUGCUGUUGAAAUUCGUGAAAAAUAUCGUAUCAUUGGAAGUUUGAUCGGAACAAUCCCAUUACAUCCACGUCAAAAUGAUAAUCAUGGUUUACCGUUGAUUCUUUCGGAUGAAGAAAUUCGAAUAUUAACUACAUUAAAUGUUAUCGAAAUUGUUGAACAAUCAUUUUCUACUGAAGAAAAUCAUCCACAAUUAUUACAACAUUAUAAUGAAUUAUUGAAAAAAUUUCGCGAUGAAAGUCGUCAAAAAUUUAUGGAAGAAAGACGUGAACAAAUUAUUACGAAUUUAGAUAAAAUUGUUGCUGGUAAAAUGAAAAAAUCUCAAAUUCAACUUGAAGGCGAUGACCGUGAACAAUAUCGAAAUAAAAUUCUUGAUGAAAUGCUUUCAACAAUACGUGAACCAUCAGAUAAAGAUCUUGAAGAUCGUAUUCGUUUUCAUAUUCAAUCACAAUAUCAACAAUUUAAAUUGGAAAAACCCAUUCAAUUACCAUCAUUAGAACCGAAAAGUUUAGAUGAAUUAAAAUUUCUUACAUUUCAUCAUUUUUGGUCACUUGGUUAUUAUCUAACAAAUGGAUUAAAAUUUGGUGCACAUUUUCUUGUCUAUGAUCAUGAUCCAAUCCUAUUUCAUGCAAAAUUUAUUGUAUUUUGUUGCCCAAACGAUAAUGAAUUUCAACGUUUCAAACAACGUAUGACACAAGCAUAUGGACGGUUAGGUAAAAAUGUUCGAAAAAAUGUAAUCAUUGUACAUUAUGAUGGUGAUGGUGAUAAAAUUCGAUUCGAACACAUUCAAUGGAAUCCGAUGCUUUUCACCGAAGAACAACAGCAACAAAAAAAUGAUCAAUAAAAUAUUUCAAAAAAACAAUUUUAAUUGUAAUCAAUUCAAAAGAACAUGAUAAAUAAAAAACAAUAUUGGUUUGAUA